GAGAUGAUGAUCUCCGAAUAAUAAUCUCAGAGAUGAAAACAUGGGACAAUGGUGCCGUUUAGCACACUGACAGCACGAUCCUAUGAGGACAUCGAUUACAGUCAUUUAAACAUCAGCGAAUAGGAGACGCAUCGUGAGAGACUGCAGCAUCACCUGCAUCUCCUCCAUCAGCCUCCGUCUGUCUCUCACAUCACACCGGAGCGCGGAUCGGAGGCGAUGGCAGCCGGCGGAGGAUGCGGGCAAUCGGUGGAUCAGUACCGGGCCGAGGUGGAGCGGUUGACUCGGGAGCUCGCAGAGGCGAACCGGGAGAAGAUUCGUGCGGCGGAAUGCGGUCUGGUGGUUCUGGAGGAGAAUGAGACACUGAAGCAUCAGUACGCGGAGCUCGAGAGUGAACAGGAUGUGCUGAAACACGAGCUCGAGCAGCUGCAGGAGGCGUUCGGUCAGGCAUACACCAACCAGCGGAAGGUAGCGGAGGUUGGCGAGACGAACGAGGAGAUGCUGCUGCAGGAGUCUGCGUCUAAAGAGGCUUAUUACACGAGUCGUGUGGAGGAGCUGCAAACGCAGCUGAAGAUGAGCAGUUCUGUGGCCUCAAACGCUCAAACAGAGAGCGAACAUCUCAACACACUGCUGCAGGAGCUCCGAGAGAAUAAUGAGAUGUUGGAGCUGCAGUGGACUCGUAUGAGAGAGGAGAUCGGAGAGUAUAAGUUCAGAGAGACGCGACUGCUGCAGGAUUACACUGAACUGGAGGAGGAGAACAUCACGCUGCAGAAGCUCGUGUCAACACUCAAACAGAACCAGGUGGAAUAUGAGGGUCUAAAACAUGAAAUCAAAGUUCUGGAGGAGGAGACGGUGCUACUCAACAGCCAACUGGAAGAUGCCUUGCUUCUGAAGGACAUUUCGGCGGGCCAGUUGGAGGAGGCGUUGGACGCUCUGAAGAGUGAGAGAGAGCAGAAGAACGGUCUGAGAAAGGAGUUGACCCAUCACCUCAGCCUGAUGGACACACACCUGACCAUCUCAGCCAUGGAGGGGUUAAAGUUCACAGAGGAGACGGCGACCAACGGCACGUCUGAGGACAGUAACCGCAGUAAUGAGUGUAAUGGACACAGACUGAAGAUGAACGGAGAGCGGCCGGGACGCAGGAAGAGCGAGGUGCUUGACCCGGUGUCCGAUCUCUUCAGUGAACUCAACAUGACUGAGAUACAGAAGCUCAAACAGCAGCUCUUACAGGUUGAGCGAGAGAAGUCGGCUCUGCUUACUAACCUGCAGGAGUGUCAAACUCAACUGCAGCACAUGCAGGACGCUUUAACAGAACAACACAUGUGCGUUCAUCACCUUACUGAGCGAGUCAAUGGCAUGAAACAUCUCCGUAGUGACAAGGAGUUUGAUCCAGAGGAGACCGAGAAGAGCGACAUAUCCGUUUGCGGUGAAUAUGAGACGGACAUCAAUGGAAUAGAGGUGCUCGAGUGUAAAUAUAGAUUCGCUGUGACUGAGGUCAUUGACUUGAAGGCGGAGCUUAAGGCUUUAAAGGAAAGGUAUAACCAAUCCGUGGAGAGCCAAUCAGAAGAGCCCAAACGCAGCGAAGGAAAAGUCCAGGCGCUCGAAGAGCAGGUGAAGCGUUUGGAGAAAUCCUGCCGCGAGGGCCGCGAGCGGGUUAGCGGUCUUGAAGCAGACCUCUGGUGCACAUCAAGUAUAGCUAAUGAGAGUAACGGCAUGUUGAAUGCAGCUCAAGACGAGCUGGUUAUGUUUAGUGAAGAACUCGCUCAGCUCUACUAUCACGUCUGUCUGUGCAACAACGAGACGCCAAACCGCGUCAUGCUGGACUAUUACCGCCAGAGUCGGGUCACACGCAGCGGCAGUCUCAAAGGCCCCGAUGACACAAGAGCCCUGCUUUCUCCACGUCUAGCUCGCCGACUUAAUGCUGCUAACUCCUCAGACAUGUCCAAGAGUCCACUAGACUCUCCGGCAAAGGAACCCUCGGGAGAAGGAUCUAAUAGGGAGCCAGGAAGUCAACAGAGUCCCACCAGAAGCCCCUUUGGUUCCCCAGUCAACAGUUCAACAUCACCUUCUCCGUCCACAGUGCCAGAGACAGGGGAUCUCCGUAGGGAGCCCAUGAACAUCUAUAACCUCAACGCCAUCAUCCGUGACCAGAUCAAACAUCUACAGAAGGCCGUGGACCACUCGCUUCAGCUGUCCAAGCAGAGAGCUGCUGUUAGAGAGUUGGCACCCAUCUUCGACAAGGACAAGGAGGCUUGCAUGGAGGAGAUCCUGAAACUCAAAUCGCUCUUGAGCACCAAAAGAGAGCAGAUCGCUACCUUACGUCUUGUGCUUAAAGCCAACAAACAGACUGCAGAGGUGGCACUGGCUAACCUGAAGAGUAAAUAUGAAAAUGAGAAGUGUAUGGUGACGGAGACGAUGAUGAAGCUUAGAAAUGAACUGAAGGCCCUCAAAGAAGAUGCUGCCACCUUUUCUUCCCUCAGGGCAAUGUUUUCCACAAGAUGUGAUGAGUACAUAACUCAGCUGGAUGAGAUGCAGAGGCAGCUGGCUGCCGCAGAAGAUGAGAAGAAGACUCUGAACUCUCUCCUGCGAAUGGCCAUCCAGCAGAAACUGGCCCUGACCCAGCGCCUGGAGGACCUGGAGUUUGACCAUGAGCAGUCACACUGUGGCCAUGGAGGAAAAGUGCCAAAAAUGAGGAGCAGCCCUAAAAAACACGAUACGGUUGCAUCAGCUGGUAACUCACCUUCACUGGAUGUCCUUCCUCCAUCCUCUUCCUCCUGGACCUCCUCAGCUCAGCCGUUCUUCCUCGGCCAAUCGCAGUGGCAUCUGGGCCAUCAGACUUUAGUUCUAGACCCAAAGACACUGAGUAUCGAGUUUUGUCACAUUGCUCGUAGUGGAGACUCUGGCCACAGUUCACAGCGCUCAUCUGAUGUUCACAUUUCCAGAUCGGCUCCUACUUCACCCUAUCAAUCCCCUGUUUUGAGCCCACGGCAACCGUUGCCACGCUCAGCGAGAUCUCGCAUGCGUUCUAAAUUGACUCGGUUUACGACGUCAACAAGAAGUGGCACCUGUGAUUCCCACAAACUCUAGUCCUGACCCUCAGUAAGCGAUACAAGUAAGGACAGACUGGUUUCCAUACGAGAUGAUGAUAGACCGAGUUUCACCGACUGUUUGGACUGUACGAUUCUACUCAGGGAUCUUUAGAGACUUUUUCCUAUUUUUGCAUUGAUACUACUUUUGGGUCUACUCGUGAUAUUUGAGUUUGUUGGUUUUGUAAAAUGGUAGGCCUACUUAUUAUUUAAAAUGAUUCUGAAGCAAUAAAAUCCUGGCUUGGAUAAGAAAACUGGAGUCUGCCUCAGGAAGGACAUUUUGGAAGAAUGAUUGAGUAAUGUGAAACAGGUACUCCUGAGAGCAUGUCUCCUUCAUAUUAAAAUACCAUUGCUGCAUGUGUGCUUUCAUUUCAUGGCUUGAUGCAAUGGGUGCUACAUACUGCAUGCCAAUCAAUUCGUUUGUGUUUGAGUGUUUUUUAUUGUUUGGCUUUUAGCUUUGGCAGAUCUCAAGUACAGCCAACCAAAGUAUAUUAGC
This is a messenger RNA of Xyrauchen texanus (razorback sucker), 3579 nucleotides long. Its product is annotated as protein bicaudal D homolog 1-like. Gene Ontology annotation, cellular component: Golgi apparatus; cytosol. Gene Ontology annotation, molecular function: dynein intermediate chain binding; dynein complex binding; cytoskeletal adaptor activity. The transcript has 8 exons. The coding region runs from base 217 to 3084 and encodes 955 amino acids. Gene Ontology annotation, biological process: microtubule anchoring at microtubule organizing center; positive regulation of receptor-mediated endocytosis; protein localization to organelle. The record is from RefSeq and is a predicted model, not a curated record. Lineage: Eukaryota; Metazoa; Chordata; Actinopteri; Cypriniformes; Catostomidae.